Cheilinus undulatus (humphead wrasse) is the source of this 1007-nucleotide messenger RNA. Its product is annotated as transforming growth factor beta regulator 1-like. The transcript has 6 exons. Lineage: Eukaryota; Metazoa; Chordata; Actinopteri; Labriformes; Labridae. The record is from RefSeq and is a predicted model, not a curated record. Bases 61 to 570 code for a protein of 169 amino acids.
UGGGUUUUUUAGCAGUUCAACCUAUAUAAAACACUAUUUUUGUUUAAAUUACAAAACUGAAUGUGGAAUACAAGGUUUUUACUGAAGUCACUGCUGCAGUACCAGACUUUCUCUGAAGGAGAGAUACUGCCAACACCCAGCACAAGCUCUCACCCUGCUGUUCCACCAGUGGCAUUAAGUGCAGGUCCUGCUGGGGGUUCAGGCCAAUCUGGGGGACACAACCAUGCAUCAGUGGGCUCAACAGGGGAAGAGGGACCUCUUAAAAAACCAAAGAAGGAAAGGAAAGAGCGAGGCCGGGAAAAUGGAAAAGAGGAAAUUCCAAAAAAGAUGUCAAAGAAGAGAAAGCUCGCAGACGGUUCUCGGAAGCUGGUGCAGCCCAUCCCUCUGGACUCAUGUGGCCGUCCUGUCUUUCCCAUCGUGCUUGGGGGUUUAACCGUCUACAGUCUGGGAGAGUUUAGGCUGCAGGACCAGAAGACAACACUGGGCGACACUACUGCCAGCUACAACAAGAGUACUGAGGCUAUAAAUCACAUGGGCUCACCAACAUUGCUACCGGUGGAUACGUUUUGAAGUGUGCCGCCCCGGAGAUGGCCAGGUUCCUCACAGCCUAUCAGAGGAUGAUGCUUCAGUCAACUUUGAAGCCUACCAGAGACACCAAGGCUUUGAUGAGAACAUCAAGACUGAGCACAUAACAGGACAGAUGGCGCAGUCUCCUAGCUCCUCUCAUCAGCAUCACCUCAUGUCCCCCACCAUGAAGCCCUCUGCUUCAUAUUUCAGCCCCUGACAGUCUGCUGAAUUAAGACAUCACAUGAAGGCAACACCCUUUGAUAUUUAUUCAUUUUUACAGGAUUUAGUGUCUUUCAUUUCCCGUUUUUGUUACAGGAAGUUGAAUCAAUUUUGUUCACUGCAUGUCACCAUCAGGAAGCAUCACAGCAUUAGUGUGAACAUGUGCUACAGCUUAAUAUUGAUGCUUUUAAACUGGAUGUUGCUGAGUUUGCUUUGUACUC